This is a messenger RNA of Maniola jurtina (meadow brown), 582 nucleotides long. RefSeq names its product allergen Tha p 1-like. The record is from RefSeq and is a predicted model, not a curated record. The transcript is spliced from 3 exons. NCBI's taxonomy places the organism in Eukaryota, Metazoa, Arthropoda, Insecta, Lepidoptera, Nymphalidae. Bases 154 to 528 code for a protein of 124 amino acids.
CAACAUAUUUAAACGAGCUAAGUGUAAAUAUAGUUCUGUAUUAUAAUGUUUAUAGUAGUGUAGCUGUGUUUAAAAGUUCCUAGAAGUGAGAGUGAAAAGCAAAUUGAUUAAAAUUGUGUCCACUAAUUUGUGUUUCCAUAAUCAAAAGUAGGUAUGCAGUUAAUAGCAGUAUUAGCGACAUUUGUGCCGAUGGCUCUGGCACUCCCUUCGCUAACCUACGACCCAGAGUACGACAACUUCAAUGCCGAGGAGUUAAUGGAAAACGUGCGUCUACUCAGGAACUAUGGCAAGUGCUUCCUCGAUAAAGGACCCUGCACGACAGAGGGCUCCGACAUUAAAAAAAUCAUUCCUGAAGCGUUAAGAACGAGUUGCGCCAAAUGUACGCCCAAACAGAAACAGCUAGUUCGCAAUGUGGCUCACGCCUUCCGGACCAGGCUCCCCGAGCUUUGGGCAGAACUCGUCAACAAAGAGGAUCCCACAGGAGAAUUUAGAAAAGCCUUCAACCAUUUCCUUAAAACCUUUGAUUAAAUUAGCAAAAAUAAAAAUGAAUUAGUUAUAGCGAAUUACGUUUGUAAGUUGUAA